Messenger RNA from Mercenaria mercenaria, 3341 nucleotides. RefSeq lists its product as uncharacterized. The record is from RefSeq and is a predicted model, not a curated record. Lineage: Eukaryota; Metazoa; Mollusca; Bivalvia; Venerida; Veneridae. The transcript has 9 exons. Bases 559 to 1209 code for a protein of 216 amino acids.
UAAAUAAAUCCAAGUAAUGAUUCAUCUUAAAGCUCUCAGCAUGUCGAUCAAUAAACGUGUUUAUGAAGACCAUAUGGAGUUAUCUAUUUUAUACUGUCUUAACCUUAACGUACCUGUGAAACUGCUAAUUGUACAUGAGCAAUGGAAAACUAUUAAAAAAAAUAAGUUGGAGCAAAUAUUGAUAUAAUAUAAAAACUAUAACAUGAAAUGCAAAUGUGCGGAUAUAGUAAGUGGAUCAUAUUAUCACAUGACGAGCUACUGUUUAAUGUAUGCAUGAUAACGUAAGAUUAAACAAUGUGUUAAACUGAUUGAAAACAUCUAUAAGUGUUUAAGUGAUUGGAUAUUAUGAGCGUAAAGUAAACAGAGCACAUCAAAUACAUGGAAUAAAGAGAAUUUGCAUGAAGUACAUAUUUAUAUGAAGUACAUAUGCAAAAAACAAUACUUCUUUUAAAGUUAACGUAUAGACACUGGUAAAUGCAUAAUUAGGUUUCUAGGCUCCACCGGUAAGCUACAUGUAAAACAUGAAGAAAACAGUCUAAAAUAAGCGUAACCAAAGAGAUGGCUGAAGUAAAUAUAAUAGAGCAUACAGAAUCAACAGUGUCUUCAGUAAGGUCUACAGUUUCCACAGCAUCAUCUGGAUAUGCUAUUAUAUCAGUUCCAGGCAAACAAAGGGAAGACGUAAGAACUGUUUAUCCAGCAGAACCACCUCCGGAUUAUGAUGAUCCCCCGAGAAAAGAAAAUAUUUUGCCAAAAUAUGCAGACAAAAGACCGCCAAGCCCACGGCAAGACUAUGAAAGCAGAUGCCCCUUGCUGCCGCAAGAUCCUAGGAAAAGUGAAGUACUGAGGAGACAUGCAGGAAAUACACAAGCAAGCCCUAUAAAGGAACACGAGAGUAGCGUGCCACUUUUAACCGAGGAAACCGUAUAUAAAAAUGAUUCGCAGCAGCAGCAGACCAUUGUGAGGAUCAGUUCGAAAUCACGGGAUCUGAAUAUAGAGAUUGUGAGUAACCCAGCUUUAUCCCCGUCGCCAACAGCUGCAGAUACCUCCUUUGUGUACUCGCCGUCGGAAACGGGCAGAAGCAACAUCACCCAAUCUCCCUCAUCCACAGCUGCAGACACGACGUCUUUCCUCUACGAAACGUCAAAAAGAAAAAAGACUCGAAGAAAAUGCCGCAAAAUGACCAAGGCAAGAGAGAGAAAAUUCUGCUGAUCGUAUUAUUUGUGUUGCUAGUUGCACUAGUAAUUACAGCACUCAAUUUUACUGUUUGCAUUGGAGACUUUACGAGUGCAUGCUAAUAGUAAAGAUACAUGGCCGUGAUCUGGCUGCACCUGCCAGAAGUAAAUUUAUAACCAAUCUUGACCUGACUGCACCUGCAAUUGAAAUGACUCGGAAUGUGUGCUUCUGAAAACAAUAUUGCUCAAUAACUCGGCGUUGCAUAUUAGUGAAAUAUGACAUGGUAGUGUACUCUCAAAGAGUGACCAUGUUAAUGCGUUUGAAUUUGGUAUGAGCUGUAACUGAGAGCACAGGCUGUUUAAAAAGCGGUUUACUUGCUGGAUUACUGACGUCACAGGAUAGCAUUGUAUUACGUGUGCUGUUUUAAUAGAAAUGUGGGUCAAGGAUAGCAUCGUGUAAAAACACGGAUAAAUUGUAUGUCUAUGAUUAUGAGCCAGAAAAGUAUCGUGUAUGAGGUUCUUCAUUGAGCCAACCUGUUGUUGUCAACAUAAAGUAUUUAAUGGAUUAUGUAGUUUAACCGUGUUUACUGUCUUUACAUUGCUUUUAUAUAACUUUAACGAAUGAACUCCAUUAUAAUCAUACUACAUUUCACAUCAGAUUGUAUCAAUAAUCAAAAAGACAUUGUCCCCAAUGAAUUAUGUGUCUGUUUUGUUUGUCUGUAUAUUGCAUGGAAACAGAAGCCGGUCGCUGCUAGAGGGCGUGAGCAUUACCACUUAUGGUCAGAGUCUGGUAUUAUUUUUACUUGGUUGCGUUAUAUGCUUCCAGUGGAUCUUCUUGCACAUUCCAUUACUUUUUAGGCAACAGAAAAAAAAACUCACAUGGUCUUCUUAGAAUGUUUCUCAUUGCAGAGUUGGUGCAGACGUUCUGCGCAUGCGCGGAAUUAUUAUCCAUUGGAGCGCACGGCAAAAUUACUCAUUUUUUGCAUGUCCGCACGCAUUUAGUGUAUCAAAUGCAUAAUAUACUGACUAGAGGUUAGGUUUAGUAUCACCAUGGUUACAAAAUAUAUACAUUUAAGAUAUUUUCUUUCAAAUUUAGUUAAUCCGGUAUAUACCGGAGUCUGUAAUAUAUCACAGGUGAACCAACUCUGUAUUUAGUCACAGUUGUCUUCUUAAACCCUUUAGAAUGACUUGGAAAGUUUUAUGUUGCAUGUUUUUCAAUUUUUGCUCAUAAAAUGGCUUUAGUAAAGGAUUUCUUUUUUUCACAUUAGAAUCAAUGUAUAAAUACAAAUUUAAAUGGCUUUGAACUUUUGUUAGAAUCUGUAUAAGUUAUUGUGUUUCUGAGUAAUGUGUUGAUUAAUUUUAUGGUCAUGCUCUGAUGUUAAUGAUAUUCGAUUUUUUUUAUAUUAUUAAAUAUUUGUUAACUGGGUAUUGAUUAUGUAAAUAUUCAAGUUUUCAUGGAAAAGUUUAAUUUUUUGUACUUUAAGCUAUUUUUGGCCAAAAUGGAUUAUUUGGGGAUUUUUUUUUUUUGGGGGGGGGGGGGGGGCAUAUAAAGGUUCCCUGUGUCAAGGACAAGGACAUUGUAGGAUGUAAUUUAUAUCCUGUAGUCUUGUUUUGCCUAUUUUGGAUUUUCAUUUGCGUUUAUAGGAGCGAUUUUCACCUGAAGUCCCACUUCUUCAACCAAAAAAAACGCAAAAAUCCCUGAUAUUUCUAUCUGAAUAUACAAUUAGGGCAAACAUGAACAACACUUACGCUAACGACUUUUAUGGUGAGGCCUAUAUUGUUGCGUAUGUGUUAGAAAUUAAAUUUCAAGAAAAUUUUGACAUUAUUUUGUAACAACUUGUUGAUUUGAGGGAUCAGUCGCAAAAGGGAUUUCGUUGUGUCAACAUUGUCCUGACGGAAGUAGAAAGCUAAUGUAUCGACCACUUUAGCUGUUAUUUGACCACAACAUUGCGACUAGCUGUUUAAUUUCUUCAUGAAAACCUGGCAGCCACACGUUAUUCAAGUUACAUAGAACUCAAAUUGUAAGCUUAUAUCUUAGUUUAUACAAGAAAAAAUUGUCAGUUUGAAGUAAUCAUAUUUUUAACAUGCCACAUUGUUAAGACAAAUAAAAAGCGAAUUAUGAUAACUUUACUGUUGAAUUAUUUAUAUUAAAUAUUUAUUAAUUUAAAA